This is a messenger RNA of Archocentrus centrarchus (flier cichlid), 2375 nucleotides long. RefSeq names its product TNF superfamily member 11 (gene tnfsf11). Gene Ontology annotation, molecular function: tumor necrosis factor receptor binding. Lineage: Eukaryota; Metazoa; Chordata; Actinopteri; Cichliformes; Cichlidae. Gene Ontology annotation, biological process: immune response. Bases 184 to 990 code for a protein of 268 amino acids. The record is from RefSeq and is a predicted model, not a curated record. Gene Ontology annotation, cellular component: membrane. The transcript is spliced from 4 exons.
CAGUGCUGUUUGGGUCUUUUCUCUGCGGCUGGCGGAGGAGCCCUCUGAUUGGCUACAGUAGGAAACGCGCUCUUUCAGCCCACCCACUGCUGAUUAUAGGGACUCUUGCAAACUCGGUUUCCUUUCUUGCAUUGAGUCUAGGACCUGGCCCCGGGGCUGAACGGCACACACAAAGCGCACAGCAUGGCAGCUACCCACAACGAGUACAGAGGCUACCUGCGGAACACCGUCGACAUCGAGGCGGGACAGCAGCACCGUUUCCACCCGGUGCAGAACUCGGAACCCACUUACCGGCCGCUCCUAUUCGGGACCCUCGCUGUUAUGGGAUUGCUUCAGGUGGCCUCCAGUGUGGCGAUCUUAUUACACCUGACAGGUUACCUGCAAGAGGUAGAUUUGUCCACAACUCCACAUCGGCCCAUGGAGGAGUUGCAGACAGAGCCGGUGCUGAACGCACUGAAAGAUACGAGGAAAAACAGACGGUGCAAGAAUAAAGAGGGCAUGCCUUCAGCCCACCUACCAAUGAGAAGGCAUCAAGAGUUCCCCAAGAAGAGUGAGCAGACGACCAUCGUCAUUGAGUGGGAUGAUGCGCAUGGGUACCUCCACAAAAUGAGCUACCAGAAGGGGAAACUGCUGGUGACGGAAUCUGGUUUCUACUAUGUUUACGCCAAAACCUGCUUUCGCUAUUACAGAAUCAGCGAGACGGAGGACGUGGCUCAGACCAGGACCCCCCAAGUGGAUGUUAAAAACACCCAGCUCUUCCAGUACAUCUGCUAUGAGAGCAUCAAACAGAACAGCAAGGCUGUGACACUGAGCAAGACGGGCAGCACCAUGCGCUGGAAUGAGACGAGCUUUAACAUGUACUGUGCCCAGCAGGGCCGGGGGGUUCAGCUGGACGCGGGAGAUACUUUGUUUGUUAAUGUGUCCAACGCUUUCAUGCUGGACCAGGCGGGAGAAGGGACGUAUUUUGGGGCCAUAAAGUUGGGCAACUGAAACUUAAAUACAUGGGGAGCGGACAUGCUACUGAACAUUUGAUAUGCCAAAAAAAAAAACCACUGUUAGUGAUUUAUAAUGUUGAUUUGUCAAAAAAGUUUGUUUUUUUUUUUUAAAAAUUGUACAUGUGUGUUUUGUUUUGUGUCACAUUGUUCUUCACCAAAUAGCCUUUUUUUUUUUUUUUGAGUAUUUUAUGAGGAAAAACUUAUGCAAAAGGUAAACACCUUUAAAAAAACCCCAAAAAACAACUUGUCUUUCCACUUUCCGUUCUUCCUUUCCCAAAAAGCAGAACCAGACCUCUCCGCUUCACCCAAAAUAGCACUUGAGUUUUAUUGGGCUUUUUUUGCGGUUCGUGUUGGGAAAUUUAAAUACAUUCAGUUCAGAUUACAACAUUUAGACUUAAGGAUUGACAUGUGUUUAUGCACUAAUUAAACAAUCCACAAGGGAGCAACUAAGGAAGUAAGUUUGUUGGCAGGAGGUGCAGCAAGGAAAGAUUUAUCAGUGCUGAUUGUUGGAGAAAAAUGUCCAAAGGGAGAGUUGGAGUUGAUGGAGCAUCUGCUUGUACUCAGCAGAUUAUCACAGGAUAAAAACAACAAGACUCCUCGGCCUGGGUCUGAUCCGGAGCAGUGGAUGCUUAAGUGUUUUCGGAGGUUUUGGAAGUCUGAAUAAGGUAGGCAAUGAGGUGUCCUCGGAGUAAGUAGCUCAGCAGCUUGAGCAGAUAGUGAGAGGUUAUUUCACCCAAAAGGCACAAUUGAAAUUUAGAUUCCCCAUGAGUCUGACAUUUGGCCUCCUAAAACACAUUUAUUUGUUUUUCUGCCCUAAGUGGUCAUUUGAAGGCAAUCACAUGACAACGUCAUAAACGAUGUGUUUCAUUUAUGACGAUCAGCAAGCGAAGCAGAUAGCAGGACUGUCUGACCAUAAAUGACAGGAAUAGACUCUUGUCUUCUUCUACUAGAGGAACCAAAUUGAGUUUGGUUCGUCUUUAACUUAACAUUUUUUUUUUCAUUUGGCUCUUCAGUGAGGUAAAUGGGAAUAUGCACUAAAUAUUUAUUUAUUAGCUAGAGAAGUACAGAGACAGGCCACUGUUAAAGUGACCUUUCAGCUGUAAAAAAAAAUCAUUUAUAUUUUAUUUCUGUAUGACAUUCAUUAAGCAGCACUUAGAGGAAAUAGUAGGCACGCUUAUUGUUAUUAAAACACAGGGGCUUCAUUUUAAAUUCUAUAUUUAUGUAUCUUAAAUUUUGACAAUUCUGUGUACUUGCCUAACCAAAAGCAAUAUGGUUAUAUUGUUUCUUCUUCAAGAUUGUAGCAUACCUGUAAGAUCUUCAUCUGAUUUUUAUCUGCUAGAUUUUUCCAUUCAGUGUUCUUUUUUUUUUUUUUAAUUUAUG